Molecule: messenger RNA, 1571 nt
Organism: Mus pahari (shrew mouse)
Lineage: Eukaryota; Metazoa; Chordata; Mammalia; Rodentia; Muridae
Gene: Asl
Product: argininosuccinate lyase
Exons: 17
Coding region: 125-1519 (464 amino acids)
Cellular component (GO): cytosol
Molecular function (GO): argininosuccinate lyase activity
Source: RefSeq, a predicted model, not a curated record
CUCUACUCUUCUAGGAGGCGGGGACAAGACAGAGGGGCAGCGGACGCCAUCCCGAUCAGAAAAAGCCAGGAGACCAGAAGAUUUCGUAAGACAGAAGCUCCAGGAAGAGGAGGAACCGCCCAACAUGGCAUCAGAGAGCGGGAAGCUAUGGGGUGGCCGGUUUGUGGGCGCUGUGGACCCCAUCAUGGAGAAGUUCAACUCGUCUAUCUCCUACGACCGGCAUCUGUGGAAUGUGGAUGUACAGGGGAGCAAGGCCUACAGCAGGGGCCUGGAGAAGGCGGGACUUCUCACCAAAGCCGAGAUGCAGCAGAUACUGCAAGGGCUGGACAAGGUUGCUGAAGAGUGGGCCCAAGGCACCUUCAAAUUACACCCUAAUGAUGAAGACAUUCACACAGCCAAUGAGCGGCGCCUGAAGGAACUCAUCGGGGAAGCUGCGGGGAAGCUACACACAGGACGAAGCCGCAACGACCAGGUGGUCACGGACCUCAGGCUAUGGAUGAGGCAGACCUGCUCAAAACUCUCCGCCUUCCUCCGGGUGCUCAUUGGAACCAUGGUCGACCGGGCAGAGGCGGAGCGUGAUGUCCUCUUCCCAGGGUACACACACUUGCAGAGAGCUCAGCCCAUCCGCUGGAGCCACUGGAUCCUGAGCCACGCUGUUGCGCUGACGCGAGAUUCAGAGAGACUGCUAGAGGUGCAGAAGCGGAUCAAUGUCCUGCCACUGGGGAGUGGGGCCAUUGCAGGCAACCCUCUGGGUGUGGACCGGGAGCUACUCUGUGCAGAACUGAACUUUGGGGCCAUCACACUCAACAGCAUGGAUGCCACCAGUGAGAGAGACUUCGUGGCUGAGUUCCUGUUUUGGGCUUCUCUGUGUAUGACCCACCUCAGCAGGAUGGCCGAGGACCUGAUUCUCUACGGUACCAAGGAAUUCAACUUUGUGCAACUCUCGGAUGCCUACAGCACCGGAAGCAGCUUGAUGCCCCAGAAGAAAAACCCAGACAGCCUGGAGCUGAUCCGGAGCAAGGCGGGCCGAGUGUUUGGACGGUGUGCUGGACUCCUGAUGACCCUCAAGGGACUUCCAAGCACCUACAACAAGGACUUACAGGAAGACAAGGAAGCUGUGUUUGAAGUGUCUGACACCAUGAUCGCUGUCCUCCAAGUGGCCACCGGAGUCAUCUCUACAUUGCAGAUUCACCGUGAGAACAUGAAACAGGCGCUCAGCCCUGACAUGCUGGCCACGGACCUCGCCUACUACCUGGUCCGCAAAGGGAUGCCAUUCCGCCAGGCCCACGAGGCCUCAGGGAAAGCUGUGUUCAUGGCAGAGACUAAAGGAGUGGCUCUCAACCUGCUGUCGCUACAGGAGCUGCAGACCAUCAGUCCCCUGUUCUCAGGUGAUGUGAGUCACGUGUGGGACUACAGUCACAGCGUGGAACAGUACAGUGCCUUGGGUGGCACAGCGAAAUCCAGUGUCGAGUGGCAGAUCAGGCAGGUGCGGGCCCUGCUGCAGGCCCAGGAGCCCUAGAUUCUGCCCACCCAAAGCUGCUCCCCAAUAAAGUGGAGCCCUGAAGUAACCG